GUUGCCCAGCGGCCGCCUGGCGCUUCCUGUUUCCGGUUCCCGGAGUGGAGCGCAGCGAGGCGCCUGGGGAGGGCUGGCCUCUGACACGAGCUCUGGGACCGGGGUCUGCGGCUGGCCCCGUCUCCCAGCCCAGACAGGUACUCACCCGGGGACUCUGAGCUUUGGCUACUCCCUUUGCCCGUGACACGAUGUUCCCCUUCUACAGCUGCUUGAGGACUGGACUGCUACUGCUGCUAUUCCUGGCUGUGGCAGUAAGAGAAUCCUGGCAGACAGGAGAAAAAACCUGCGACCUGAUAGGAGAAAAGGGUAAAGAGUCCGAGAAAGAGUUGGCUCUACUGAAGAGACUGAAGCCACUGUUUAACAAAAGCUUUGAGAGCACUGUGGGCCAGGGCCCAGAGAUGUAUAGCUACAUAUUCAGGGUGUGCCGGGAAGUUAGCAACCACACCUCUGGGGCAGGCCUGGUGCAGAUCAACAAAAGUAGUGGGAAGGAGACAGUGGUUGGGAGACUCAACGAGACUCACGUCUUCAAUGGAAGUAAUUGGAUCAUGCUGAUCUAUAAAGGGGGUGAUGAAUAUGACAAUCACUGUGGCAAGGAGCAGCGUCGUGCAGUGGUGAUGAUCUCCUGCAAUCGACACACCCUAGCGGACAAUUUUAACCCUGUGUCUGAGGAGCGAGGCAAAGUCCAAGAUUGUUUCUACCUCUUUGAGAUGGAUAGCAGCCUGGCCUGUUCCCCAGAGAUCUCCCACCUUAGUGUGGGUUCUAUCUUACUAGUCACGUUUGCAUCACUGGUUGCUGUCUAUAUCAUCGGGGGUUUCCUCUACCAGCGAUUGGUGGUGGGAGCCAAGGGAAUGGAGCAGUUCCCCCACUUAGCCUUCUGGCAGGAUCUUGGCAACCUGGUAGCAGAUGGUUGUGACUUUGUGUGCCGUUCUAAACCCCGAAAUGUGCCUGCUGCAUAUCGUGGUGUAGGGGAUGAUCAGCUGGGGGAGGAGUCAGAAGAAAGGGAUGAUCAUUUAUUACCAAUGUGAUUGCACUUUAAAUGUCCAGCUGCUUCUUCAGUCCCCUAAACCAAAGCAUACGCAGCCAGAUUCCUUAAGCAGUCUCCACUCCAGUCUCUCAUCUUACCCUUAAUAUUGCUCUUGCUUUCCAGUUUGCUUUCGGUUUGCAUCCUUGUCUCACUAGUAGAAAUGCCUUCCCUUUGUUGCCUAUUUUCUGUUUUUGCUCUAGAGAGCUACACUUGUAGGACAGAGAUAAUAUAAAAGGGCCUGUGACAACAGAGGCUGUUGCGCUCUCUGUUGGUAUCAGAAGGUACAAGUAGGAUAGUUACAGUGAGCAGAAAGGUGUGGCAGGCUCCCUAACCGUUUCUUUUUUAAACACAUUUUCACAAGUUCUUGAGACACUGGAUUUUUAAUUAAAAAAAAAGCAAAGAAACAUUAUUUAUACAAGGAUUGAUUGCUUUCAUGCUGUUCCUCUGUACCCUACAGUAGUCUCCAUGAGAAUCUGGAUGCAAUUUCUUGCUGCUUGGAACUACUUUGCAGUUGUUACUUGGUUACCAUCCAAGUACUGCCAUUUGGUCUGAGCCUGGAGAUGCUGAAGACUUGCUUUUCCCACCUCUGGGAUUAGGAUGGGAAAAAUGUGAAAUUUCCCAUUUAGAGGAUUAUAAGGUACCAUCGCAUCAUUGUUGGCAUUGGAGUGACUUUAUAGCUGGAACUGGGCCCUGGAUUUUGUGGUUUUCGUGGUUAUUAGUCCAUAUAUAGCCAAAAUGCCUAAUCCAGAAAUCCAGUCCAUUGGGAAAGGGACCCUGAAACUGCCCUCCUAUGCUACAGGGGUUCCAGAAAAGGGAAGUCUGUUUACCUUGUAGUGGGAUCUCCUUAAUGGCUUUCUUCUCCCACUUGUAGUAAAAGCUGACAAAGCUUUUCUCAUUCCUAGGAUGUUUCCCUCUACCAGUAUUUCUAAACAUACGUUGCACUUUCUUCUCAGGCAUGUCAUUUAGACUUUUUCUCCACUAUCUUCUGGAAAGGGAAUGGAAGCACAAGUGGGAUAUCGAGGGCUCUGUCAUCCUCUGCUCUGGGUGUAGAAUGCUGCUGCACCUGUCUCUUCUCCUGGCUCAGGGAAGUGUCUUCUUGCCCACAUUUCUGUGGGGAAAGGUUUUUAAUCCUCUGAUGCUUCCACCCUUCUGUUGAGGCCCUGUGCCCAGAAACCUGGCCUGAUCUUUCUGUAACAGGGAACCUGGGCCAGUGAAGAGUAAUAUGGCUCCACUGGACACAGAACAAUGGAAUCAAUAGGCGGGGCCUUUUAUAGCCUUUAGAGAAGAAAAUGAAGUUAUUUGAACUAGCAACUUCUAAAUACAAUUGGAGUGAUUUUUUUUUCUUUCUAAACAGGGAAAAUAAUGUUAUAAAAGCAUCUUUUUCUGUUAUUUGUUUGCAUCCUCCCCUACACUGGUGUUUUAAAAAUGCAAAAAACACUUUUUGUACAAAAAACACUUAA
Diceros bicornis minor is the source of this 2484-nucleotide messenger RNA. RefSeq names its product mannose-6-phosphate receptor, cation dependent (gene M6PR). The coding region runs from base 189 to 1025 and encodes 278 amino acids. The record is from RefSeq and is a predicted model, not a curated record. The transcript has 7 exons. Lineage: Eukaryota; Metazoa; Chordata; Mammalia; Perissodactyla; Rhinocerotidae. Gene Ontology annotation, biological process: protein targeting to lysosome. Gene Ontology annotation, molecular function: protein domain specific binding. Gene Ontology annotation, cellular component: trans-Golgi network; Golgi apparatus; endosome.